Molecule: messenger RNA, 4893 nt
Organism: Rubroshorea leprosula
Lineage: Eukaryota; Viridiplantae; Streptophyta; Magnoliopsida; Malvales; Dipterocarpaceae
Source: the annotation of a GenBank genome assembly
UAAUUAAUCUCUACGCUUCUCUCUCUACAAUUACUCCUUGAGAGCCUCUCUCUCUAGAAUAUUGAGUAUUGCUGACUUGAGCGUCGGAAUGUCUUUCCCGAGGAAACAUCCUCGGGAUUUACAAGUGUAGAAGCAGCUGAGGAUUUCAACAGUGUUGGACUGUGAAGUUGCCCAAACAUUUGGCGCCGUUUGUGGGAAGUUCGAACAAGAAGUUGUGUGACUUAACCUGUUGAAAGGCAAAAUGGUCCGUACUUUUACGGGAGGUCGCCCUCCAAGAAAUGAAAUGGACGAACAAGAGGACACUCACGUGUCUGAGCUCGGCUUGAAUGACUUUAGGCCAAUGCCAAGAAAUCUUUUUGUUGGGGGAGCCGAACAGGAUCACCUAAGUGAAACAGAUGAUGAAAGAACACCAACUGGGUAUGCAACCCAGCCUGAACAGUUCCAAGUUCCAACAGGAACAAGAUCAAGACCUUCUAGACUAUACAAUUCACAGCGUGAACGACCUGAAAGGUUAACAGAACCUGCUCGGACAACAGAGCUCGAAGAGAGAACCAGAGUUCUCGAAAUAGCAAUGGGUAAAAUCCUUGCCCGUCUAAUUCCUGAUGACCCCUUGAUUCCUUUGCUGAACAGGGAUGCACAACCGGCUGCGGUUGUUGCAACUCGAAACUCCCCCGCUCUAAGCAACAUAGUAGUGCCGACCAGGCCAAGGGGAAGCGGGAAGCUAAACCUCAAGCCCAGCUCGUCCAAAUAUAGUGAAGAACUGAUGAGAAAGAACGCGGACCUUGAAAGACAGUUGCGAGAUAGACAUGAUGGCUCGGGUGACCCAGAUGAACAUCUGCACACCUAUCAAGCCAUCAUGAGAAUCCAAAAUGCCAAUGAUGCCAUGAUGUGCAAAGUGUUCCCAGCGACACUAAAAUCAACAGCCAGGAGAUGGUAUCACAAGUUCCCUAGACAUUCUAUAGACUCAUACUCCCAGCUCGCCAAGCUAUUCUCCAACAAAUUCGCGAGCCAGAGAGAGAUCAAACGCACAGCAACUGAGCUGAUGCAAGGUAAUCAAAAGGAAGGGGAAUCUCUAAAGGACUACAUGCAGCGAUUCAACAAAGCCACUCUGGACAUUGAUAACGUCCCAGACACCAUCUGCUUGUCCGCCUUGCUACAUGGUUUGAAGCGUGGCCGGUUCCUGGACAACCUCCUAGAAAACCCACCGAGGACUUGGAACGAAGUGAAUGACAGACCUCCACCCCCACUAUAUGAGUCCCCAAGGGCGGACAAGAGCAAGCAUUGUGACUAUCAUCGUACUUAUGGUCACAACACAAAAGACUGCCAACACUUGAAGGACGAGCUGGAGUUCCUAGCUCGCAAUGGGAAACUAGAAGGAUAUGGGCAGAGGUACCAGCUUGGUGGGGCACAGGAUGUAUAUCAGGACAAUCAAUAUCCUUCGGAGCAAGGCAGGGCGUACAGAGGGUGUUCGUUCAACAGGAGAGGACAGGGGCAGAGAGUUGCUGCCCAGAACCAAAAAGAUAAGAAAGGGGUAGGCUAUACUGGGAUACCCUCGCCCUCGGGUACAAUAAACAUGAUAUCAAGACCCUUCAAGCGGCCGUUUGAGGAGGCAGAAUGGGAGAAUACGCCUAUCACAUUCAGCCGGGCAGAUUACAAGCGAGCAGAAGGAAAGCCUGACAUUAUGAUGCCCCAUGCAGAUCCCUUUGUGGCAACGGUUCAUAUAGGCAAUCAUAAUGUCAAUAAGGUGUUUAUUGAUAUUGGCAGCUCGCUAGAUAUUUUAUAUUGGAGCUGUUUUCAAAAGAUGCAGCUGAAUCCGGGCUCGCUGCAGAAGUAUGAAAGGCCCAUAUACGGGUUUGAUAAUCAGCCCAUCCCAGUCGAGGGAGUUAUUACUCUUCCUAUAUAUGUAGGCUCAGAACCACGCUUCAGGAUGGCUUCCGUCACCUUCCUGGUCGUUAAGAUGGAAUCAGCUUUCAAUGCUAUAUUAGGAAGAGCCACCUUGUGCGAGCUGAAGGCUGUCGUUUCACAACCCCAUCUCUGCAUGAAAUUCCCAACUCCUCAAGGGGUAGGAGUGCUUAGAGGAAAUCAAAAGAUGGUCAGGGCCUGCUAUCAAGAUACUUUCAAGAAGGUUGAGCUCGCUGCUGCCCCUUCAGACUCCGAAAAUCGUAGACCAACCCAGCUCGGUCAGCAGACGAUGAGCAUAUCAGAUAUCGAGCACCGACUUGAUGGUGUCGAGCAGAAAGCAGAGCCAGUGCAGCCAGUAGAAACAGUUCCUCUAAACCCAGAUGUGCUAGAAAGGAUGGUUAAGGUCAGCACUAAGCUCACAGAAGAGGAGCAUGCAAAGCUUUUGGAGUUUUUGAGGAGUAAUCAGGAUGUGUUUGAGUGGACUACGGAUGAAAUGCCUGGCAUCCCAGCGGAGUUGACAGUCCACAAGCUCAGCACGGACGCCACCAGAAGGCCGGUGGUGCAAAAACGCCGCCUUUUUGGCCUCGAGAAGCAAGCUGUCAUAGACGAAGAGAUACAAAAGUUGCUACAGGCAGGCUUCAUCAGAAGAGUGGAGUACUCUGAGUGGGUGUCCAAUCUCGUGCUCGUGAAAAAACCAAAUGGCAAAUGGAGGAUGUGCAUUGACUUCACCAACUUAAAUGAGGCAUGUCCAAAAGACCCUCAUCCCUUGCCAAAUGUGGAAAAAUUAGUAGACCGGGCAGCUGGACACGAACGGAUGAGCUUUCUUGAUGCCAGCUCAGGUUAUCACCAGGUCCAACUGUUGUUAGAUGACCAGGAAAAAACAGCCUUUUACGCUGGUGAUGCAAUCUACUACUAUGUGAUGAUGCCAUUUGACCUGAAGAAUGCUGGUGCUACAUAUCAGAAACUGGUGCAAAUCAUCUUUAAGCUCCAGAUUGGCAGAAACAUAGAAGUAUAUGUGGAUGACAUGAUAGUCACCAGUGUACGAGCUGAAGAUCACAUAGGCGACCUGAGUGAGACUUUUCAAAACCUGCGCAGAGCUCAAAUGAAGUUAAAUCCCCUGAAAUGCACAUUUGCUAUAGAGUCAGGAAAAUUCCUAAAGUUCAUAGCCAGGUCAGCCGACAGAUGCCUCCCAUUCUUCAAAGCCCUUCGAGAACCUAAGAACUUUCAAUGGACCGAUGAGUGUCAAAGGGCGUUUGACGAGCUCAAACAAUAUCUGGCAUCAGCACCUCUACUGUCGAAGCCCAUGGAAAGGGAGAGUUUAUACAUGUACUUGGGGGUUACAAAAGAGGCAGUGAGCUCAGUUCUGCUCAGGGAGAAGAAUAAGAAUCAGAAGCCUAUCUGCUAUGUGAGCAAAGUUUUACAAGGUGCCGAGCAGAAAUACCCACUAGUAGAAAAGGCUGCUUUUGCUUUGGUCUGCAUAGCUCGUAAGCUGAGAGCUUACUUUCAGUCUCAUCAGAUUGUUGUCUAUACUGAUUUCCCGCUGAGGAAGAUAUUGCAGAAGCUAGAACUCUCAGGCUGGCUUAUCGGAUGGAGCGUCGAGCUGAGUGAGUACGACCUCAAAUUUCAGCCGCGCACGACUAUAAAAGGCCAGGCUGCGGCAGAUUUCUUGGUGGAAUGCGUCUCGACGACUGUGAAAGAAAAGACACCUAAACACCCAGUUUGGGUUUUGUAUGUAGACGGAGCUGCAAAUAUUGAAGGAUCGGGUGCUGGAGCUGUGUUGCUGGGUCUUGACGGUUUUAAAUCCGAGCAUGCGCUGAGGUUCAAGUUCCAGACAACUAACAAUGCUGCAGAAUAUGAAGCACUCAUUUAUGGUUUGAAACUGGCAUCCGAGCUGAAGGUACAGAGCAUUCAGAUUUUUAGUGAUUCUCAGCUCGUUGUAUGCCAGGUAAAUGGCAGCUGUGAAGUUAGGGAUCCCCAGCUUGGUCGUUAUACCUAUGUAGUCAACAGAUUGAAGUCAAGAUUUGCUUCCUUUCAGAUCGACAAGAUACCCAGAGCAGAUAACCAACGAGCUGACGAACUGUCAAAGUUAGCUUCCUCGCAAGAGACCAACCCUCAUAGGGUGGCACAUUUCACUUUGUUAGAUAACCAGCUCUACAAACGAGCAGCCUCAAUGCCCCUACUACGCUGCCUUACUCCUUACGAAGCUGAAUACGCUGUAAGGGAAGUUCACGAGGGAGUAUGUGGCAUGCACAUCGAUGGCAAAACUUUAGCUCAGAAACUCCUGAGGCAUGGUUAUUACUGGCCCACUAUGGUUGAGGACACGCAGAACUAUGUUAAAAAAUGUCCGACCUGCCAGUUCAAUGCUGAUGAUAUACACAUGCCAGGCAAAGGAGGCUGCACUUUCCUGGUCGUUGCAGUGGAUUACUUCACUAAGUGGAUAGAAGAUAAACCAUUGUCCACGACAACAGAAAGGAAAAUAGAAGAAUUCUUGUUCAAUUCAAUAUUGUGCAGGUUCGGCAUACCUAAGCAGAUUAUCGCCGACAAUGGGCCACAGUUCCGAGCAGCAACACUGAGAUCGUUUUGUAACGACUAUGGCAUUGAGCUCGCCUUGACAUCCGUGUAUACUCCACAGUCUAACGGACAAGCUGAGUCCGCCAAUAAAAUCGUCUUGCGAGGCCUCAAGACACGUGUUUUAGCUGCACAUUCUAAUUGGGUUGACGAGCUCAAUAAAGUGCUCUGGUCUUGUCGUACUACACCCAGCUCGGCCACGGGUGAAACCCCUUUCAGCCUGGCCUAUAAAGCUGAGGCCGUCAUCCCAAGAGAGGUUGGAUCGCCAUCUGAUCGAGCAGGCUAGCAUGACGAUCUCAACAAUGAGCAACUGUUGAGAGAAAACUUAGAUUUCGUGGAAGAGGUCAGGGAGAUGUCUAGAAUAAGAAACAUGGCGCAUCAAAGUCGUGUUGCAAAAUUUUACAAUAAAAGAGUUCGAGCUCG